AUGCAUCCAGCCAUCCCUAUUUCUUUGGUGUUUAUCGGCUGCUGCAGCAACAUCAUUUUUCUUGAGGAGCUUAUAAAAGUCUACCCUCACAGUGGCAAUACUGUUACAUUUUGUGCUUUUGUUUUCAACUGUCUGGAGGGUUUGAUCUUCACAACUAGAUUCCUCACAAAGCGUUCCGCCAUACCUAUCAAGUAUUACUUGCUGAUGGUGUUUUUCUUCUUCAUUGUGCAAACCCUUAAUAACUACACAUUUAGCUUCAAUAUCUCCAUGCCGCUGCACAUGAUAUUUCGAUCUGGUUCUUUAAUAGCAAACCUUGUCCUGGGGGUUCUCAUACUAAAAAGAUCAUACAAACCCACCAAAUACCUCUCAGUGAUCAUGAUUACCACUGGAAUAACAAUAGCAACCAUUGCGUCUGCGAGUCAGAAAGAAGUGAUGGUAAGUCACACUGGAGAUGCUGCCUAUGACUACAUGAUCUGGCUUAUAGGUCUUGGCCUUCUGGUAGUGUCUCUAUUUUUUUCUGCACGGAUGGGUAUAUUUCAAGAACAAACUUAUGCUGUUUACGGCAAGCAUCCAUCAGAAGCACUGUUCUAUAAUCAUUUUUUGCCACUGCCUGGGUUUCUGCUGCUGACUUCAGAUAUUUUGAGGUGUGUUUCAGAAUUCAACAUGUCAGAUCCGUACACUAUUCCUGGACUUGGGAUAUCAGUGCCGUGGGCUUGGUUGUGGCUUUUCUACAACACAAUUACCCAAUACGUCUGCAUCAGGAGUGUCUUUAUCUUGACCACAGAGUGCGCUUCGCUGACCGUGACCCUUGUGGUGACCCUUCGUAAAUUCAUCAGCUUGGUUUUUUCAAUCAUUUACUUCAACAAUCCCUUCACCCUAACACACUGGCUUGGAGCCAGUUUGGUCUUCUUAGGAACCUUGUUGUUUGUAGAUGUCUUCUCCAAGUUUGCAUUUUACCGGAGAUUUGAGGCCAUGCUGAACACGCCCAGGAAGAAUGAGAAAGAUUAA
Molecule: messenger RNA, 1008 nt
Organism: Candidula unifasciata
Lineage: Eukaryota; Metazoa; Mollusca; Gastropoda; Stylommatophora; Geomitridae
Source: the annotation of a GenBank genome assembly